Molecule: messenger RNA, 1614 nt
Organism: Theobroma umbraticum
Lineage: Eukaryota; Viridiplantae; Streptophyta; Magnoliopsida; Malvales; Malvaceae
Product: protein DETOXIFICATION 18-like
Biological process (GO): xenobiotic detoxification by transmembrane export across the plasma membrane
Cellular component (GO): membrane
Molecular function (GO): xenobiotic transmembrane transporter activity; antiporter activity
Source: RefSeq, a predicted model, not a curated record
GUGUGUGUGUAUAUGUGUAAAUGUAUGCACUUGGUAUAGAAGGAAUUAAGACAGCCACCAGCUUUAAGUUGAUAAGAUCAAUUGUUUUCUCCUUGAGAGCUGCCAAAGGAGAAGAAGAUAGAGAUGCCAUCAUCAAACACAGGUUUAGAUACAGCUGCCUUGUUAUCAGAGGCAAAUGAGCAUGAUCGAGGAAGGUGGUGGAAGAAAGUAUUGGACUUGCACGAGGCCAAGAAUCAAGUUAUCUUCUCACUUCCAAUGAUUCUUACAAAUGUUUUCUAUUUUUCCAUAACUAUGGUGUCUGUCAUGUUUGCUGGACACCUUGGAGAGCUUGAGCUUGCUGGUGCAACACUUGCAAAUUCUUGGGCCACAGUCACCGGCUUUGCUUUCAUGACAGGACUAAGUGGAGCACUAGAGACACUUUGUGGUCAAGGAUUCGGUGCAAAAAUAUACAGGGUGUUGGGAAUUUAUCUCCAAGCAUCCUGCAUCAUUUCUUUCCUUUUCUCUGUUUUCAUAUCAAUCUUAUGGUUCUACACCGAGCCGAUACUUGUCUUGCUCCGACAAGAUGCUCAAAUUUCAAAAACUGCAGGCUUGUACAUUGGGUAUCUCAUUCCAGGUUUAUUUGCAUACGGCUUCGUGCAAAACAUUUUGAGAUUUCUUCAGACACAAAGCGUUGUAAUGCCCCUGGUCUGGUUCUCGGUCCUUCCAUUGGGCUUUCAUUUCGGCAUUGUGUACUCUUUGGUCAAUUGGACAGAUCUUGGUUUCAAAGGAGCUCCAUUAGCAGCUUCAGUUUCACUAUGGAUUUCAUUUCUUUUGCUAGCUGUUUAUGUGUUUUCUGCCAAGAAAUUUGAGCAAACAUGGCAAGGAAUGUCGUUUGAAUCGUUUCAGUACAUUCUCACAAACCUGAAAUUAGCCCUCCCUUCUGCAGCAAUGGUUUGUUUGGAGUACUGGGCGUUCGAGCUUCUUGUGUUGUUAGCAGGCUUGAUGCCUAAUGCAGAAGUUACUACUUCAUUGAUUGCAAUGUGCGUGAAUACAGAAGCCAUUGCCUACAUGAUUACUUAUGGCCUUAGUGCUGCAGCAAGCACAAGGGUUUCAAAUGAGUUGGGAGCUGGACGUCCUACUCGGGCAAGGAAUGCCAUGGCUGUCACACUCAAGCUUUCCGUCCUUCUAGCUCUUGCAGUUGUCCUUGCUUUAGCAUUUGGUCAUAGUAUCUGGGCUGGUUUCUUUAGUAACAGCUCUAUAAUUAUAAAGAAAUUUGGGUCAAUGACACCCCUGCUUUUGAUCUCAAUAACAAUUGAUUCUUUUCAGGGAGUCUUAUCAGGGGUGGCCAGAGGAAUUGGUUGGCAGCUCUUGGCAGUGUGGGCUAACUUGGGUACUUUCUAUUUCAUUGGAAUGCCAAUUGCAGGCCUUCUUGGAUUUAAGUUUAAGCUUUAUGAUAAGGGUUUGUGGAUAGGCUUAAUAUGCGGUCUCUCCUGCCAAGCCGGUGCCCUCUUGUUGAUUACCUUGUAUAGAAAAUGGACUAAAGUUGUGCUUUAAGCAGAAAUCGGCAAGGAAACUGGCAAUUGCAUUUUAUGUUGGAGCAUUGAGAAUAUUAAUAAAUAUUCAUUGGGCCAAAAA